AUGUCUUCUCUCAAAGUAACCAUUGACGCCUACGCCAUCCUGGCCGUUGCCCGCGAUGCUAGCGCUCAGGAAAUCAACGCUGCCUACAAGCGUUUGGCUCUGAAAUUCCAUCCUGACCAUGCUGGCAACACUGAGGCUAACAACGAAAAGAUCAGAGAGAUUAAUGAGGCUGUCGAAGUUCUUCGUGACCCCAAGAGCCGGGGCCGGCUUGAUGCCCAGCUGAAUGUAAACCGCAAGAGAGCUCGUGCUCCUGAUGAAUUUUCGUCUUCCUGCAGCGGGCGGGCAAAGAGAGAGCGCCGCUCUGAGUGCCCCUCUGAGCGCCAAUUCCAGAACCAAUCUCAGGACCAAUCUGAGCGCUCAUGGACCAACCACUGGGAAAGCAACUUCUUCCCGCAGGAAUCGUACAUGCGCAGCCACGCGGCCGGGGCUGGCCUUGGUGAAGAAGCCAGCAAGGCUCAGGAAGAACUCCUCAAGGAGCUUCGCAAGGAGCAGAUGUGUGAUCGCAUGAAGCGCGAUAUCAUUCGCCUGAUGGGGGGUAGCUGUGGCCCCGACUUUGACACUUUGCUUGCUUGGGUCAUAAACAAUAGCAUUGGCGAGAUGGAAGCCGACCAUGCCAAAAAUGUCUGUACCUUUCCUGGUUCCAUGGUUGGGCAGGUUCAAACCUGA
This is a messenger RNA of Penicillium bovifimosum, 666 nucleotides long. RefSeq names its product J domain-containing protein. The record is from RefSeq and is a predicted model, not a curated record. The transcript has 3 exons. Lineage: Eukaryota; Fungi; Ascomycota; Eurotiomycetes; Eurotiales; Aspergillaceae. Bases 1 to 666 code for a protein of 221 amino acids.